CAGUCUCACUAUUAGCCAAGUUUUCUUGCUCUCUCCCUCUGAAAGAUUUUAUACAUAUUUAUUCCUCUCUUGUUUAUAUUUUCCUAUUAAAUAAUAUUGAAUCAGAAUUUUCAAUGGAAGAUCAAUUAAAACCCGAUCGGAGCAACAAGAAUCUCGAUGACUCAAGAUCUCAUAAAUCCCAUAGCCUCUCUCAUACCAUCAUCCCUCACAUUCUUAACUUAUAUGGGUCGCGAGCUACAGCUAAAGACUUUGAGAUUUAUGACCCGAAUGCUACUUUUGAGGAUCCCCUCAUGCGUGCCCAUGGAGUGAAGCAGAUCAAGUCUGCUUUCUACUCAGUAGCUAAGAUAUUUAGUGAAUCAGAGAUUGUAGAAUACAGCGUCCAAGAAAGCGCAACUGCUUCCGGAAAAGCAGAAAUUCUUAUUGACAAUAAGCAACAUUACAAAAUAUUCGGAAAAGAUGUGGAUAUAACCUCACUUAUCAAGCUCAAUAUUCAAGAAGGGAAGAUUAUCCGUCAUGAGGACUGGUGGGAUAGAAACCCUUUAAAGAACAGAGAUACCGUGAAGCCAGCUUUUGUUGGGAGGUUAGCUGAAAUGACUCGCAGAGGCUCAAUGAUCAUAACCCAUGCUAUGAUGGGAUUUGGGAAGGAUCCUAGUCCUUAGAAUUUUCGUUCUAUGAAAAUGACUCUAUCCUGAUAUUGCAAAAUGGGAGUUUACUUCUAGUUGAGUUAUAUAUAUUGAGUAUUGACCAAAAAAAGAGUUUUAUAUACUGAGAUAAACCCGUGUAGGGUGUUAUAAGAGAGUGUUCUAGUGAUAUUUUAUCUUAUAUGUCUCUAACAAUCAAUAUGUGGGGACAGCUUUGCUGCUCCAGAAAACCGAUUUUGGAGCACCGAUGGCAUUUUUAGUAAA
Molecule: messenger RNA, 905 nt
Organism: Asparagus officinalis (garden asparagus)
Lineage: Eukaryota; Viridiplantae; Streptophyta; Magnoliopsida; Asparagales; Asparagaceae
Exons: 6
Coding region: 114-659 (181 amino acids)
Source: RefSeq, a predicted model, not a curated record